Molecule: messenger RNA, 4003 nt
Organism: Ostrea edulis (European flat oyster)
Lineage: Eukaryota; Metazoa; Mollusca; Bivalvia; Ostreida; Ostreidae
Product: endophilin-B1-like
Exons: 12
Coding region: 47-1243 (398 amino acids)
Biological process (GO): membrane organization
Cellular component (GO): cytoplasm; membrane
Molecular function (GO): protein binding
Source: RefSeq, a predicted model, not a curated record
GCGAAAUAACCGGAAGUAUUUGUCUGUCAGCCUAAUCGAUCAUAUUAUGGAUGGAAAUACAGGGCUAUUCAAGAUGAAGAAAUUCGUGUCAGACGCAUCUACGGUUUUUAAUCGGGCAGUACAGUUCACAGAGGAAAAGCUAGGAUCCGCAGAGAAAACGGAGCUUGACGCACACUUUGAAAACCUUCUCCAGAGAGCUGAUAAGACCAAAGUAUGGACAGAAAAAAUCCUGAAACAGACAGAAAGUGUUCUUCAACCCAACCCAAAUAUACGAAUGGAAGACUUUGUGUACGAGAAGUUAGACAAAAAGAAGAGGGAUCGUGUGAACCAUCAUGAAGUCUUGGGGCAGAUGUUGGUAGAUGGUGGCAAUGACUUUGGCCCAGGCACAACCUAUGGUAAUGCACUAGUGAAAUGUGGACAGGCCCAGCUGAGGAUAGGGAAUUCAGAAAGGGAAUUCAUUCAAGCAACAAGCAACAAUUUCUUACAGCCCCUCCACAACUUUCUAGAGGGGGACAUGAAAACUAUACAGAAAGAAAAAAAAAUUCUGGAAACAAAAAGAUUAGACCUGGAUGCCUCCAAAAAUCGACUUCGUAAAGCGAAAUCUACAUCACAACCACAGGUAAAUGUGACAUCACAACCACAGUCCGCUCAGAGUUCCCCUCAGAAUGUGUUGAUGAUGGUCGAGGAAGAAAACCCGGUCAGGUUUCAUCUUGAUGAUGCUGUCUCUCGAGCUGAGACGGAGUUGCGUGUAGCCCAAGCGGAAUUUGACAGACAGGCAGAAAUAACCAAGUUACUUCUAGAAGGAGUCAGCAGUGCUCAUGCCCAUCAUCUACGCUGUUUAAAUGACUUCAUAGAGGCCCAGCUAACAUACUACGCUCAGUGCCAGCAGUAUAUUUCUGACCUGCAGCGCCAACUUGGAAGUUACUCUCAGACUGUUGGUGUCGGGAACAGUUCUUCGAAUUCCUCGGGGGCAGGUAUAUCAUCCAGUAUCCCCACCUCAGUCCCCCUUCAGCCUUCUGCACCACCCCAGAUCAAUGUUAUAGCAGCCACGCCCAAUGUAGAGAAAAAACAGGCUCGCGUUUUGUAUGACUAUGACGCAGCUGAUAGUUCUGAGCUCACGCUUUUAGCUGAUGAACUCAUAACAGUUUACAGAACCCCAGGAAUGGACCCUGAUUGGCUGAUGGCAGAGAGGGGCCCACAGAAGGGAAAAGUUCCUACUACAUAUCUAGAAGUGUUAGAAUGAUAAUGAACUCGGAAUGCAUUCGCAUGACCAUAAGAUCUUUUUACUGUGAGAUUUCUAACGAUUUUGAAUGUUGCAAUAUGUCAUUGUUGAAUUGUUUAUGUGUAGGCUAUGUCUGCAUCUAAAGUUUAUCAUCUGAAGAAUAUCAUAUUCGUAAUAUCCUACAUGUACAUACUCUGUACACACGAAAUAAUCUUAACAAAAAUUUUCCUUCUGCACAUUGUAUCAGUGUACAAGUGGUGUCAAGGGGGGCAACUCUAUAUCAGUAAAUCGACUGCAGUUUAGAUGACAUUAAAUCAACAACAGUUUAAAUAACGUGCCCAUUUAUCACCGAUAUGAAGAAAAAACCAGGAAUAAACAAUUUUCAGAUGCAAAGUGUCAUGAUACACUGUGUUUAUGAUACAGAUUAUUAUACAGGUAUGUGCACUCAAAUUCAGACACUUUUAUUUAUUCACCUGUUGACAUUGACGAUAUAGAAUGUAAAAAAUAUCACUGAAUCUGUGAAGAUAAAGAGUUCCUUUCAUGUUGCAUGUGCAUGCAUGUUCCCACAGUCCAUGGUCUACAUGCAGCAAGGUUGAGGGAAAUAUAGCACAGGAAAUUUGAGGGGACUUUAGCACAGGAAAUUUGAGGGGACUUUAGCACAGGAAAGUUGAGGGAAUUAUACAUAUGUAGCAUCACAAUGGAGUACAUGUAGUUGGUCAGCGAGCUUGUUGGAGGAGGAGGGGGGGGGGGGGGGGUGCUGUUUAAUGCCAUUGGUGUUUGGGGUUUUUCCCACAGUUUAAAUGUUCAUUAUUCCAAAACCUGCAAGAAAGUUAGGAAAGAAAUAAACAAACCAAAAAUUCCAACAGUUUAAUAAGAUUACGUUUGCGCAAUUUACAGCAAAGCAAACAGCCCUUCAUUUUUAUGCCUUAUUUUAACUUUAUGAUGAAAUGCAUGCAUCUUACAUGUAUUCAUAUUUUCUGAUAAUUUAAAAGUGUCUCACUACAGAAAUCAAAAGUGUAAAGUGUGUAAACAAUGUAUGUCAAUAUGGAUUUAAAUUGGUUGUGUUAUUGGACCAUAUGUUGAAAAUCUACGUAUUUGGUCACAUUAAUGAUGUACUGCAAUUAAUUUAGGUUGGCUUUUAUAAGAGCAAAAGGAAUAGGUGAUGCUUUUAACUAUGAUGUGCAUUGAAGUUGUCUAUGGCACAUGUAUGCAUUAAGUUUUCCAUGAAGGAGUUAUGUGUAGUUCAUGAGACCUAACUUGCUUUUCUCUUCCUCGCAUGAUGUGUAUUUUGUACAGUAGUGGAUUUGGUUUUUGUGGGUAUUUGUUCUGGGGGUUGCAACCCCCAACUCCCCUUCCCCUUCACAGUUGAUUAUUUUUUAAAACAAAAAACAUGUUGUCUUUUGCCAUUUUGGUCUCUUCAAUUCCACUUUUUGGACAGAAAAGGUGCCAAACUUGUUGGAUUGCACCCCCCCCCCCCCCCCCUCCCUUUAGAAAAAAAUUAAGGAUCUGCCUCUGUUGUAACAGGAAGUGACUGAGAUAUUUUAUUGAUAGAUGCUGUUGGAUUACAUACUGUACAAGUUUUGUUUUGUAUUGAAUUGUGUAUUACUAAGGUAAAGGACCAUACAGUUCAUUGCAAAUGUAAAGUAUUAUUACAUAAAUGUAAUUGUACAAUAAUUAUGUAAUCAUAUAGUAACAUAAUAUAAAUAUAUACAAAGCAGGGUAGGUUAUCUGACAUACUAAUUCAUAAUUGUGUAAUUGAGGAAAACCUCUAAAUUCUUUUCUUGUAUUAAUUAAAUCACUUAUGAUACACAUUUCCAAUUUACAAAUGCAGCGACGUUUUCAUUUGAUAAGAAUUGAAUGCGUUUGAAAGUUGUGGGUUUUUUUUUUUUUCAUAAUGAUGUUUCAAUGUGUACAUAUUAAUACAUACAAUUGAGGAUAACCUCCUUUGUAUCUUGUAUUGGAACAGGUUUUUUUUAGAAGUAUGUUUUCCCAUUUACAUAACUCUGUGACAUUUUCAUUUGAUAGGAAAUGAUUAAAAUUAAAAGUGGAGAUGUUUUUAUAGAAUGAUAUUUAUGAAUAUGUAGAUUUUGUCGGAUUACAUACUGCAUAUGUCUUGUGAAUAAUAGCUAUUUUAUUGUUAAAUACACCACAAGGCUUGUAUAAAGGAACUGUCAUUCUCCGAAAUUUCAAUGUUAUUGUAAUGUACAGAAAUCUAUUGGAUCAUUUUUUCAUGAGUUUGAAGUGAUGGACAGUAUUAGAUUUUAAAUGUACCUGUUUCCAGGUGAUAUAUUGACUUGCCAGUAUAGGCUAGAGAUUUCCUUAAGCUGAAUUAAAUUCAGAAAUAUCUUCACAGUACCAAACUAUGUUUUUCAACGACAUAGUUUAAUAGAGUACAUUUAUAUUCCAUUUUUAAAAAAAGCAAAAACAAAAAACAAUUUGAUCUGGUGUCUGGGGCAUUUUUUUUCUCUCUCACGUAUUCCAUAAAUUCAAUCAUUUAUUGAUCAUCGUUAUACAAAUGUUAUUGCAUUAAGAAAAUACCCAAUUCACCGUUAUUACUGACAUGUACCCAAUUUUUAUGGAUAUACUGCACACUGAAUCUGUUAUUGUAAAGAAGUAUGGAAAUUAUUUCCAGGGGAGACAAUUUUUGGCCGUAUGUUGAUGGUAAUUUCUAAUUGGAGCUGAUUUUAGGGUUUGGUAAUUGCUGUAGUUUGUGGGAAGUAGAAAUGAAGAGAACAUUGUUUUUAAACCUGUGCAAAACAUUAUUAAAAUCCAUGAAUAAUA